Penicillium manginii is the source of this 1470-nucleotide messenger RNA. Its product is annotated as NAD(P)/FAD-dependent oxidoreductase. Gene Ontology annotation, molecular function: oxidoreductase activity. Lineage: Eukaryota; Fungi; Ascomycota; Eurotiomycetes; Eurotiales; Aspergillaceae. The coding region runs from base 1 to 1470 and encodes 489 amino acids. The transcript is spliced from 3 exons. The record is from RefSeq and is a predicted model, not a curated record. Gene Ontology annotation, cellular component: cytoplasm.
AUGGACAUUACUUCUGAGUCAACAGACAUAACCGCUCAGGUCAAAGAGCGCAUCACCCUAGCCCCAGGCUUGCCCAAUCCAAACCCAACGCAAUCAUCAUGGCAGCAACCACCUCAUCCGAUAGUUGCCAACAUUCAGUCAAAUCUCGCCGACGAAGCAGAUAUUGUCAUCAUUGGAUCCGGUGUCACUGGUUGUGGCGCUGCCCAUGCCUUACUGCAUCACCCAGACGCCACAGAGCUGCGCAUAACUGUUCUUGAAGCCCGAGAAACAUGCAGCGGGGCAACUGGCCGGAACGGCGGGCAUAUCUGCUCCAAUAUUCUCGAGAGUUUUGGCCCCCUUAUGGAUGCACAUGGCUUAGAAGCUGCUCUCGAGACGGCCCGUUUCAGUGAAGCCAAUGCUAUUCGGCUGAGGGAAGUCACAGCGAGCCUAGCGAAAAAGGACCGCGAAGCUACAGAGCUUCGGGAUGUCGUGCUAGGAACUUCUACAUCUAACUCUGAGACUAUGGAGGGCUUCAAGACUGCCGUGAGACUACUUGAGCAAGAAUAUCCGGAUAGUCUUAUAAAAUUCAAAUUCGUGGACGAUCGGGAUCGAAUCAAGGAAUUUUCCUUCCAAGACGACGUUGUCGGUUUGGUAGAGCAGCACGGUGCAGCCGCAGUAUGGCCCUAUCGCCUGAUCACUGCAAUCUUCGAAAAGCUUUUGACGGAGUUUGAGGAUCGUUUCACUUUACAGACAUCGACACCGGUUCAAGCUAUCAAGUUCAAUCCAACAGAAUCACCGUCGUACUCCGUCACCACCCCUCGGGGCAUUAUUCGAGCGCACAAAGUCAUUCACUGCACGAAUGGAUUUUCAGGUCAUCUGUUGCCAAACUUGGUGGGCGCCAUAUACCCUCUUCGCGGUACCAUGUCGGUGCAGAAGCCUGGUCCUGAUUUUCCUCUGUUGGGAGAUCGUUUCUCCUGGUCCUUCGUGAAUGAAUUUACCUACCACCCGGAAAGCGAUGUCUGGGAUACGCAAUAUCACUAUGUUCAGCAGAAUGCGAAAACGGGUGAGAUCUGGAUUGGAGGCGAGUAUCAAAAGUUAUCGGAGCUACUUACCAGUGAUGACUCGACCGUCGGGGAAAUAACACAGCAGAAACUCUCGGCGGUACUUCCAACGCUAUUUUCCAAGGUGGAGCCCCAUCAAGUGCGAAAAGUCUGGUCUGGGAUUAUGGCUUUUACCUCUGAUGGUUGUCCAAUUGUUGAUCAACUUCCAUCCUCAAUAUCUGGUCGAGAGGGUGAAGGGGAAUGGAUAGCAGCCGGUUAUAAUGGACACGGAAUGGACAAAGCUUGGUUAUGCGGUGAAGGGAUAGCUCGAAUGGCUCUUGGGGAAAAGAGUGUGCCCGGUCUGCCGCAGAUCUACUUGCUUGGAGAGGAAAGGCUGGGUAGACUUACAGCGGACGGAUCUGUAGGCGCUUUUAAAUCAAUGUUCUCCUAG